UGCCGGAAAGCAGCUUGAGGAUGGAAGGACCCUUGCUGACUACAACAUUCAGAAAGAGUCUACCCUUCACCUUGUCCUUCGUCUGAGGGGAGGAAUGCAGAUCUUCGUGAAGACCCUUACCGGGAAGACCAUCACCUUGGAGGUGGAGAGCUCAGAUACGAUUGACAACGUGAAGGCGAAGAUUCAGGACAAGGAGGGAAUUCCUCCAGACCAGCAGAGGUUGAUCUUUGCUGGAAAGCAGCUGGAGGAUGGGAGGACUCUGGCUGAUUACAACAUCCAGAAGGAGUCCACUCUUCACCUUGUCCUUCGUCUCCGAGGUGGUUUCUAAAUCGAUCUUCUGAAAAUGGAAAAACUUAUAUGCUGUGGUGGUGGCCCUGUUGCGGUCAUGUGAAUAAAUUUGGGAUUAUGUUCUGUUUCUUUACUUUCAAGUAUUUUGUUACAAAUGUCUGCUGAAGUGUACUGUUCUUUGUAAUGUAUAAUAUAUCAACGUUUUCUAGUAAAAUAAAUUGGAAGCA
This is a messenger RNA of Momordica charantia (bitter melon), 515 nucleotides long. RefSeq names its product polyubiquitin. The record is from RefSeq and is a predicted model, not a curated record. Gene Ontology annotation, molecular function: protein binding. NCBI's taxonomy places the organism in Eukaryota, Viridiplantae, Streptophyta, Magnoliopsida, Cucurbitales, Cucurbitaceae.